AUGCUUCACGCUGCGGGGCUUUCUCCAGAACAACAGAGAAAACUGGCGACAAGUCUGAUCUCUUUCCUCUCUCAGUACAGACACCUGACUGACUCCUAUAUCAUCGAAUUCUUCACUGAGGACCUGUGGCAGACGUUACCCUCCAGCUGGCAGUCCGCACUCGGAGAGCUGUCCUCUCAGCAGAUAGCAGAUCUGUUACUGGAUCCAACUUGCAAAGACAGGAGGUAA
Molecule: messenger RNA, 228 nt
Organism: Knipowitschia caucasica
Lineage: Eukaryota; Metazoa; Chordata; Actinopteri; Gobiiformes; Gobiidae
Source: the annotation of a GenBank genome assembly